Ostertagia ostertagi is the source of this 549-nucleotide messenger RNA. Lineage: Eukaryota; Metazoa; Nematoda; Chromadorea; Rhabditida; Trichostrongylidae. The record is from the annotation of a GenBank genome assembly.
GACGACAAGAAGCCAAAACAAGGUUCAAAAGAGUCAAAAAGUGGAAGUAAGAAACGGCCAGGGUCUAAGGAGAAGCUAAAACCUAAAGAAGACAAAUCAAAAGAGGAAAGUGUGGAAGAAGUUCUUGCUAGGAGCUCGGAGGAGCACCCGAGAAGAAAGGGAGAGAAAAAGAAAAACAGCAAAAGUGGCGAAGUGGUGGUUGCACCCGCCGCCGGAGUUCAGGCAGAAGCUGCGGAUCCGAUCCGAAAUUCCCAGAGAAAUCGUAAGGGCAAAAUAAAGAGCUUAAAGAAACCUGUGGAGAUUAUGCAGGCCAUCCAGGAGAGGAGCGCCAAGAAACCUGUGGAGGCUGUGCAGGGCAACCAGGCCGUGCAGGUCCAGGAGAAGAGCGGUGAGAGAGACAGGGAAGACUCAUUUGUUGACUACUGGUUGCAGCCAGAUGGAGCCGCAAAGAAAGCCGCAACAGGUGGCGCAGAGCAACCUAAGCCUACAGUACCUGAAACCAAGCCAGAAGCGCAAGCACCCGCAGGGAUUGAGCUUAUCAGUAGAUAA